This is a messenger RNA of Nelumbo nucifera (sacred lotus), 2041 nucleotides long. RefSeq lists its product as uncharacterized. Gene Ontology annotation, molecular function: DNA-binding transcription factor activity. Lineage: Eukaryota; Viridiplantae; Streptophyta; Magnoliopsida; Proteales; Nelumbonaceae. The record is from RefSeq and is a predicted model, not a curated record.
CAGCAAAGCAAGAUUUUUGAAAUGAAAUCUAGGCAAAGGAAAAAAAUUCCAAAUUUCCAGCAUUAAGAGCCGGUCCAGGAGAGGAAGGGAGAGCGGAGCGAGGAGGUGGGCGACAAAAGAGGAGGAAAAGAUUUUAUAAAGUGCUUGGAUUUGCGUGGUUUGAAGGGGCAAUUUUUCGGGCUGAUUUCUCUCUCAGACAAGCAAAUCAGGAGAUUAAGAUCCGGAGCUCUCCAUACUCUCUCUCUCUUUCUCUCUGAAACUUCUUGGAUGGGUUUCUUUCCUAAAACUAGCCGAUUUUGACUCCAGAAGCUGCAGGAUUUUCGGUCUCAAGAUGGGUUUUUCUGUUUGUCGAUAUCUCUGUUUUCACAUUUGGGUUCUCUUCCGCCUUCCUUGCUGAAAGUUUUUUUGCUUCUCAAAUUUACGUCUUCAAAUUAGAAUUUUGGGUUCCGUCUGAAUUUUCAUUUGAUGGAAGGUAACAAGAAUGGUACAGGAGGAGCAGUUUCAGAGCAAUAGCAACAGUGGUCCUGCUGGAAGUCGAUCUUCAAAGAAGCUGAAACAGAAAAAGAUCCCACAGAGGGGGCUUGGUGUUGCCCAGCUGGAGAAGAUCCGAUUGGAAGAGCAGCAGAAGAAGGACGCCGCAGCAGUGGCAGUCGUGCCAUCCUCGCCGUGCAUCGUCGUCCCUCUCCCUCCAGGCCCUCCCCUCAAUCCCUAUCAGUCACAAUCCUCCAUUCCCUUCCAGUCAUCUCCAGCCGAUCUCUCUUCAUCCAGUUCUCUGUUUAGGCAAACUCCUCCAAUUCCAAUCUCGUCCCUCGAUCUCUUUGUUCCACCUCCACCCCUUCCAACGACGACACCACUUUAUGGUCUCCCCGGUAACCAUCCAGGCGGUGCUGGCCGGGGAGUUGCCGCUACAAUGGAUGACUCGGCCGCCACGGUCGCAGAUGGUUAUUUUCCGACGAUGUGGAAUUCCCAUGAAUUCACUGAAGGUUCCAAAUUGGACCCGGGUUUCACAUUUCGCAGCCAUUUACAGAACGAAACUAAUAACAUUUGGCCUCGCCCGAUUAUCAUGCAGAGGAAACAACCACAACAACAGCAUUCUUCGUCAAUGGUGAAUGUCGCCUCGGUGACUUCAUCAUCCUCUGAACUAAAUCUUCAGAUGGAGCCCCCUUCAAACCAAAGCUAUUAUAACAACUAUACACUACCUCUUCUGCCCGAGGAAGAGAAGAUGGUUGGCAUGAAGCGGUCAUGGCCAUUCUCUCUCGACAACCCACCUGUUCCUGCGUUCCAGUGCAAAUAUCCUCCGAUCAACCUUCCCAUUUGCAGGCCAGAUGAUUCUUCUUCAUGUCGGAAUGGUGGCAUGUUCAACUAUGAACCUGGAAGUGCAAUAAUCAGAGAGGGUCCUUCAGGCUCGAUGGCACCUCAUCUUGACUGGAGGAGAGGCCUAUCGGAGCUGAAUCAGAAGAAGGGUGUUAAGGAGAAUGGUGCUCUUGAUGGUGAUUUUCUCACCUUGGGCCCUCCUGCAACUGGUUCAUCAUCUAAAUCCAAGCAGCCAUUGGCGUUUCCUGUCUCCCAACAGUUCCCUGAAUUCGAUUUUCCCCCAAUUCAAGGAAGCAUAGACCACCAGCCAUUCUACAGCUUCUUGCCUCCAAAGGGGCAGAUUGGCCAAGGGGCGGCCAUCACAAACGACCGGAGAGGCGAAGCAGGGGAAGCUGUUGAUCUCAACCUAAAGCUCUAAGUAGGGAGGUGGCUAUGGAUGAGAAACUGUAUUCUCUCUUUCUGCUGCUUGGCUCUGCAGAUAGCAAUUUUGAAACACAGACCAUGGAGGAGGAUCCUUUGGCCAAUCCGGUGAAACACAAUAGAGGGUUGCUUGUUCUAUAGGUUUUUCCAUACAACCUAUGUCAGCAUGAUGAGAGAAAUAUACACAGUAAGAGAGAAAGAGAGAGAGAGAUGUUGGUUGUGUGUUUGUGGGAGAAAGAGACGUGGAUCUGUUUGUUGAAUUGAAUUUUGUUUGUUGUGCAAUUUCUUUAGUGGUUUGUUUGAUCUA